This is a messenger RNA of Nilaparvata lugens (brown planthopper), 603 nucleotides long. Its product is annotated as protein dj-1beta-like. Lineage: Eukaryota; Metazoa; Arthropoda; Insecta; Hemiptera; Delphacidae. The record is from RefSeq and is a predicted model, not a curated record. Gene Ontology annotation, molecular function: protein deglycase activity. Gene Ontology annotation, biological process: guanine deglycation, glyoxal removal; protein deglycation, glyoxal removal. Gene Ontology annotation, cellular component: cytosol; nucleus.
UUGUCGACUUCUCUCUCUAGGUUAACCUCUGUAGAAUUUUCAACUUAUUUUAAUAAUAUGGCAAAGAAAUCUGCUGCAGUUAUUAUUGCUGAAGGUACAGAAGAUAUGGAAUUUGCAGUCUCAGUUGAUGUUUUGAGGCGAGCAGAAAUUGAUGUAUCAAUUGUCAGCUUGGAAAAUGCAGACUCUGUAAAAUUGAAGACAGGCAAGGUUGUUCCAGACACAGUACUGAAAAGCAUUGCUGGUAAAUGUUUCGAUGCUGUGGUCCUGCCUGGAGGUCCUGCUUAUAAGGCAUUGAGCAAGGCCCCAGCUGUAGGAGAUAUUCUAAAGGAACAAGAGAAAUCUGGCCGUUUGAUUGCUGCCAUAUGUGCUGCUCCAUAGUGCUUUCAACCUUCGAUGUUGGCUCAUAAAGAUGAACUCAAUAAGGAUAAAUAUUCUUUUGUGAAUGAAAUAGUUGCUGAAGACGGAAAUAUCAUCACUAGUCAAGGACCUGGAACAGCUUAUGACUUUGCUCUGGCAGUUGUUGCCAAAUUGCUGGGAAAGCCUACUGCAAAGAAAGUUGCUGAAGAAAUGCUUUACAAAUAUGUCUGAUGAAAAAAUAAUAAA